Colletotrichum acutatum is the source of this 1146-nucleotide messenger RNA. RefSeq lists its product as uncharacterized. Lineage: Eukaryota; Fungi; Ascomycota; Sordariomycetes; Glomerellales; Glomerellaceae. The transcript has a single exon. The record is from RefSeq and is a predicted model, not a curated record. Bases 1 to 1146 code for a protein of 381 amino acids.
AUGUUGUCAACGAGACUACUCUUUAUUGGGCCUGGGCUGUGGCACUUUGCCUGCGAGAACGGCUCAACAUCUGAGAAUUCAUAUGUGAACCUCGGAUCAGUCGUUCACGGGUCCUUAAGACCACUCGUCAACAUAGCACGAGAGCCAAAGCCAGCUCAUCCUAUUGAAGUAUGGCGCAGAGUGCGCGACGCCUACGCCCGAUGGGAAGAGAUAUUGGAGAUCCAGACAAGAUCGUGGAGCUACCGAGAUGACCUCUUGGCAGGCAUAGCAGGAUUGGCCGAGGAGUGUGCCAAGAUUACGGAAGACACCUACCUCGCCGGUCUAUGGAUGAAUGACCUGCAACACGGGCUUGUUUGGGAAAUGCUCAACCCAGAUGUUGGUACCCUUGAGGCAACACUCCGACAGAAGAGGGACCAAAAGCCUUACGUAGGCCCGUCGUGGAGUUGGGUUUCUCAGUUACGGCCAUUCGAGGUUUUACCAUGUCGGCGCUACAACGUGGAAAAUCCUAGGCCACAAGAGAAGCCUUCAAACAACCAGAAGCUUAUGUCAUUAUCAGACACACUGCCAACCCAUGUUCGCGCCGAAUACACCAUCACAGGGAAUCAUAUGAACUUGCAAUGGCGCAGCCCGUUCGGUCGACUCAAUCCCGAUUCAUACCUUCGAAUGAAUGCAUCGUUGGCCGACUUCCCCUCAGAUGUGAAUAUGGUACCUAAACGCAAGGGGAACCCCCCGAUCGGAUACUUCUCUGAUGGAAGUGGCCUCUGCAUGUUUGACUGGUCCGUAGACACUGCUACGAUACAGCAACCGGGCCAUAUGAAGCUCUUGUUGACUUCUAGUUGUUGUUUCAAGACCAAUAACUGGGGUAAACUGCGAUACCUUUCCAGUCUGCGAAACGGGCCGGGGAGGUCUUUCCCAUUUCCGGAGGGUGAAACGGUCUUCAAUCAUGAAGACUGGCGAAGGACAGAGCAAUGUUCUUUCUGUAAAGAUAGCAAUAUGGGGAAUCCAAAGACUGUUUGGGGGCUCGUCGUUCAUCCGGCGGGUCGCCUCGAAGGCUAUUAUCGAGUCGGAAUAUUCUUGAUAUUCUCUGAGGGCGGUCAUAGGCGCGUCUUUGCAACUGGAAGCAAGCAUGACGUACUCUUACUUUAG